Molecule: messenger RNA, 3186 nt
Organism: Talaromyces atroroseus
Lineage: Eukaryota; Fungi; Ascomycota; Eurotiomycetes; Eurotiales; Trichocomaceae
Product: Mitochondrial presequence protease
Exons: 2
Coding region: 1-3186 (1061 amino acids)
Biological process (GO): protein processing
Cellular component (GO): mitochondrial matrix
Molecular function (GO): metal ion binding
Source: RefSeq, a predicted model, not a curated record
AUGCUUCGCCUAGCCACCGGAAUACGCCGAAAUGGCCUUGCAGUCCCAGGAAGGACAUGGCUGUACAAGUCACAGUCUUUGGGUCUGCGGCGCGCGGCCUCGACUGUGACGGAUCUCGACAGUUAUCCUCCGGUGGGCGAUAAGCUUCACGGCUUCACAGUCAAGGAAAGAAAGCAUGUGCCAGAGCUGCAUCUUUCUGCUAUCCUUUUGAAACACGACAAGACGGAUGCGGAUUAUCUUCAUGUCGCUCGAGAUGACAAGAACAAUGUGUUUGGUAUUGGUUUCAAGACCAAUCCUCCAGAUGCGACUGGGGUGCCUCACAUUCUUGAGCACACGACGCUUUGCGGAAGCGAGAAAUACCCUGUCCGCGAUCCAUUCUUUAAGAUGCUUCCACGAUCACUUUCCAACUUCAUGAACGCCUUCACGUCUUCAGACCAUACUACAUAUCCCUUUGCCACCACAAACAAGCAGGACUUUCAGAAUUUAUUGUCCGUCUAUCUCGAUGCUACACUUCAUCCGUUAUUGAAGAAAGACGAUUUCAGACAGGAGGGAUGGAGACUUGGACCAGAAAACCCGCGCGCUGCCGAGGUCUCGGAAACCCCAGCCAAGCAUCAGCUGGACGACAUUGUUUUUAAGGGUGUUGUCUACAACGAAAUGAAGGGACAAAUGUCGGACGCCAACUACCUCUACUACAUUCGCUUCAAGGAGAAUAUUUUUCCGGCAAUUCAUAAUUCUGGCGGCGAUCCACACUACAUUACGGAUUUGACACACCAACAGUUGGUCGAAUUCUCUAAAAAGAACUACCAUCCAAGCAACGCAAAGAUAGUCACAUAUGGUGACAUGCCAUUGGCUGAUCAUUUAAAGCAAAUUGGAAGCGUUUUGGAUGGGUUUGACAAAGGCGUGGCAGACGAGGAUGUAAAGUUGCCACUCGAUCUCAGUCAAGGCCCCACGAAAGUCACCGUUCCUGGCCCAGUUGAUUCAUUCACCAGUGACGAUCGACAAUACAAAACAUCAAACUCAUGGCUCAUGGGCGAUAUGACAGACAUUGUCGAGACCUUUUCAACGGGGAUUUUGUCUUCCUUGUUACUCGAUGGCUAUGGUUCUCCUAUGUAUCGAGCACUGAUUGAAAGUGAACUUGGUUCGUCCUUUACCCCGAACACCGGCCUUGACACUUCCGCCAGAAAGCCAAUUUUCUCCGUCGGUGUGAAUGGCGUCCGUGAGGAGGAUGUGUCUAAGGUUAAUGAGGUGAUUCGUGGCGUCUACGAAGAAGUCAUCGCUACUGGAUUCAACGAUGAAAAAGUCCAAGGUUUCCUUCAUCAGUUGGAGCUUGCGUUAAGACACAAGACAGCAAACUUCGGUAUGGGAGUUAUGGAAAAGACGUUGUCAUCGUGGUUCAACGGUAGCGAUCCGAUGAAAGAACUUGCGUGGAACGAUGUCAUCGAUGAGUUCAAAAGGAGAUAUUCCGAGGGUGGAUAUCUUGAAUCUCUCGUUCAGAAGUACCUUCUUAAUGACAACUAUAUGAAAUUCACGAUGGUAGGGUCGCCGACUUAUAAUUCCAGUCUUGAUGAACAAGAAAAGGUUCGGAAGGAUGCUAAACUUUCCGAUCUGAUCUCAGAGCAUGGCUCUGUUGAGAAAGUAAUUGCUGAAUUGGGAAAUUCCGAGCUGGAACUCCUCAAAGUGCAAGAGGAUGCGCAGCUCGCAGAUGUAAGCUGUCUGCCUUCAGUCCACGUCAGUGAUAUUUCGAGACAAAAGGAACGCAAACCUGUACGGGAGGCCAAGGUUGAUGGCGUUGAAGUCGUGUGGCGUGAAGCUCCUACAAAUGGAUUGACUUAUUUCCAAGCAUUGAAUCCUUUUGAUGGCCUCCCGAAUGAGCUGCGUUUGCUGAUGCCUCUCUUUCAUGACUGCAUCAUGCGUCUCGGUACUCCCGGAAGGACCAUGGAGCAAUGGGAAGAUCUGAUCAAGCUCAAAACUGGAGGUGUCUCCACUUCAUCAUAUUUGGUCUCAUCGCCGACUGAAUUGGGUCGGUUCAGCGAGGGUCUUCAGAUUAGUGGAUAUGCUCUUGAUAAAAAUUUACCUACGAUGCUGGACAUCAUCCGCAUUCUAAUCACAGAAACUGACUUCACCAGCGAGGCGGCUCCGCGCAUGAUCACUGAGUUGCUGCGAUCCACAACCAAUGGCGCUCUGGACGCAGUCGCAGGCACCGGUCAUCGUUUCGCAGUCAAUGCUGCAGCGGCUACAUUGAACAAAAGCUUCUGGGUUCAGGAACAGCAAGCCGGGUUGGCACAAUUGCAGGCAACUGCUAACCUUUUUAACGAUGCCACAACUUCACCCGAAAAGCUCGGGGAAAUUCUCAAGAAGCUACGUCUGAUCCAAAGCUUUGCCAUUUCUCAGUCAUCUAAACUUCGCGUCCGCAUGGUUUGCGAAGCUGAAAGUGCUGCGGAAAACGAGCAAUCGCUACAGAAAUGGCUCGGGGCUCUUCCACAAUCAAGAAUCGUGUCUGAUUUCAAGGAAGAACUCGCUGGGAAGAUCGCCAGUUCUCCUGGAAACGUUCUUUACGACAUGCCGUACAAGGUAUAUUAUUCCGGUCUUGCCACGGAAACCGUGCCCUUCGUCGAUCCAGCCAGCGCGCCGUUGAGCGUACUCUCUCAGCUUCUGACGCAUAAGUAUUUGCAUCCGGAAAUCCGUGAGAAAGGAGGUGCCUACGGCGCCGGAGCCAGCAACGGACCUCUCAAGGGAAUAUUCACGCUGUCCAGCUACCGGGAUCCAAAUCCAGUGAACACGCUGAAUGUCUUCAAGAAGACGGGAACAUUCGCUCGGGAUCGUUCAUGGACAGAGCAAGAACUUGAAGAGGCGAAGUUGAGCAUUUUCCAAGGUCUCGAUGCUCCAACGAGCGUCGACGAGGAAGGAGCUCGAUACUUCAUGAGCGGCGUCACCCAUGAGAUGGACCAGCGCUGGAGAGAGCAAGUUCUAGACGUAACCGCGAAGGAUGUAAACGAGGUUGCGCAACGGUUCCUUGCCGGAGGAGCACCUCGUCGUCAAGCAAUCUGUGUGCUGGGAGAGAAGAGAGAUCUCUCUACUCCCGGUGCUACCAAUAACGAAUGGACCGUGAAGAAGCUAUCUUUGCAGUCACAAGAAGCUGAGAUAGCAGCAGAUGAGUUUGAGAGCGCCAGCGCUGCUUCAGCGUAG